AUGAGUAGUACAUCUGUGAAACAUCGCGAAUUCGUUUCCGAACCAAUGGGGGAGAAAGAAGUAACAGCUGUUGCUGGUAUUGGGCCUACCUAUGGUGAAAAAUUGAGUAAGGCUGGUUUUGAUAAGGAAGUAGCUGGAGUCAGCAGCAAUCACGCUUUAUCAGCUUAUAAUUGCUUAAACGAAUGGAGUGAGCAGUACAUUUAA
Molecule: messenger RNA, 204 nt
Organism: Cercopithifilaria johnstoni
Lineage: Eukaryota; Metazoa; Nematoda; Chromadorea; Rhabditida; Onchocercidae
Source: the annotation of a GenBank genome assembly